Paramecium octaurelia is the source of this 430-nucleotide messenger RNA. The record is from the annotation of a GenBank genome assembly. NCBI's taxonomy places the organism in Eukaryota, Ciliophora, Oligohymenophorea, Peniculida, Parameciidae.
GGAACAUUGAUGACCUUGUAACUAGUAAAAAAUGUAAAAAAAAUGAGAUAAUGUUCCACUGAAAAUAUUUAUCAGAUAUUAUAUACUAAAAUUUGCUGAGGUAAUUUAGGUGAAAGAUGGUCUGUGCAAACACUCACACUGAAUACACAUAAUGCCUCUUUCGGUGAAAAAGAUGAACUACUAACCAGAAAGUGCAAAAAUCGUACUCUCAAAAAUCUUUUUGGAUCAAUGCUGCACAGACACCGAUCCAUCAAAACUAUUGCAUUAGAAUUUCAGGAUAGCUAAGCAAAAAGGGCUUUAAAACUGCUAAGUUUAAAUUAGCAUUAUUUAGCCAAUUUAUCCAAUCAACAACCUAAUAAUACCAUACAGGUUUAAGGGGAAUUACAUAAUAAAAGUUUGAAUUUUGGGUAUUUCUUGUUUUAGUUUGAUU